This is a messenger RNA of Lolium rigidum, 1893 nucleotides long. RefSeq lists its product as uncharacterized. The transcript has 9 exons. NCBI's taxonomy places the organism in Eukaryota, Viridiplantae, Streptophyta, Magnoliopsida, Poales, Poaceae. Bases 1 to 1893 code for a protein of 630 amino acids. The record is from RefSeq and is a predicted model, not a curated record.
AUGGAGAAUAUGAAUCUGUUGCCCUUAACAAUGCAACAAGCCGGGCUGGUGAAACUAUCUGAAUCUGUUGCCGUAAACAUUGCAACAUCUGAGUUGGAGAAGGAUUCUGAACCUGUUGACUUGAGCAAUGCAACAAAUGAGCAAGAGCAUCAUGUUUUUGAGACUAGACUAGAAAGGGAAAGACUUCAUCAUCAAUUGGACUCUAGUGCUAUAAAUGUUGCAGCAGGAAGCAAAGAUGUACUUUCCUCGGAGAGUCUCAUUUCAGAAAAUGAUUUUGCCCCCUUGAAUGUUGUCGUUGCUGAAGACAUACCUGUCCUCCCUAGUGGUGUUGUUGUUCACGAUUUAACUUCUGAUGAGAAGGUGGACAAGGAUAAUCGGUUAAAGAAAAGGAAACGUCUUGCAUUGCCGACAACUGUACCAGCAAGAAAAUCUCCAAGGCUUGCACGAAUGCGUGAUGAAAGCAUUCCUCAAUGUUCAGAUUCAAUUCUGAAAACCAAGAAUAUUACAAAAUCUUCAGUUUGUACUAAGUCUGCAAGUAGGCAAGAUGGGAAAACAGUUACCAGUGCCAUUCCAAUAUCUCCUUCUGCUACAAAAUCGCCGACAGUAAAAGAUGGCAAUUCAAAAGACAGUGCAAUCCCUAUCUCUCCAACUGUUGUUGAUGCUCAGACUCCAAAAUCUUUCACUGGAACCAACACUUGCAGGUCCAUUGUUGUUUCUCCUGUACAACAGCAACAUCAUCAUCUACCAAGUGAUAUUUCUGGAAGCAAAUGCAGAAUAUCUCCUCUUGUGCAUGCAAAUCUUGGUGGUUAUGGGUUAGAGCAGCAUCCCCCUAUUAGAGUCUCAGAAGAUAUCAUACAUGCUGUUAGGAAUCUUUCUGAAUCUGUCAAGAAAUCUGGGAUACUUUCAAGAUUUGUUGGGUUGGAUAGUAUUACUGCUACACGGCCUUUACGUAAAAGAAAACGGGUUGAUAAAGGAACUUCAUCACUUGGUGAAAAGAAAUAUAGUCAUCCUGAUGACGAUGUAGCUGCUGAUUUUGUGUUGAAUGUUGCUCCUCUAUCUUGGUCAAAUCCUGAAGCUGAAACUGCUGGAAACACAUCAAGCGAUGUUGAUUUUGAAGAAUUCACCUUAUCUGAGGAGGUUCAGCAAGUAAUGGAAGGAAACAUUACUCACCUAAGUGAAAAGGGAGUUAAAGAGCUUGCAAAGUAUGAGAAGGCAUCUAAAGCCUUCUUAGAAAGGCAGCGAGCAUUGAAAUCAGCUGCUGAACCUACUGUUACACAACAUGGAAAUUACAUCCAAAGCGUAACACCAAAGGUUCAGCCACAUAAAGUGAGAGUCAAGAAGUCGUCACACUUCAUGCAGUCACCUUUUGACAGUGCAAUUAAAGUGACAGCUGAACAAGAAGAAAUUUACCAGCUUAUCAUGCUGAGCAACAAGCAUCAAAGACCAGUGAAAUCAAAUAUCAGAAAGUACCAAAUCAUCAAAUACCAAGAUAGCUGGGCUCACACAAGUGAUUUAGCCGAUUCUAUACAUGGUAGAGGUGAAUUGUCUAAUCACUGUAUGGAAGUUGGCAUUGAGUACCUGCGGCGCACUAACACUGUUGAAGGGAAGGUGAUAGUCCCAUUUCAAACAUCCCUUUUCCUGAUGAAUGGUGAAUUUGAGAAGAAAGCUGUUGUGUCUCUGUUCAAAAGAACCUCAGAUUAUUCACUUAGUGUGAUGAAGCAGGUUACUUUUGUUGUUUUUGAAGAAAUAUCAAGAGGAAAUAAAGAAGGAAAUCACUGGAUCAAGUAUAUAUGGAAGGUGCACUAUAGUACAUCCAAGAUUCAGAUUGAGAACUGGGAAAUAAAAGUUAUUGAUGUUCCCAUGCAGGAAACAAAGUACGUCACGCAUCUUUGA